AUGCUGGAGACCAUCGACUCUCUUCCUGCUGUGUUGCAACCAUGGCUCACCUGGUUAUCCGCCCUCACUCUCGGUCAAAUAUGGAAAGUCUUGUAUAAUCCACCUAACAAGUUGAAUCUCACUAUUGCCUUUCUGGUGAUUUCAUUCAAGUUAACCUUCUACCUUAGGAGGUAUAGAACAUGGAGAGAGAGUAGGAAAGUUGUUGAAUUUCUUUGGCCAGUACCAAAAGAAGCAGCUAGAGAAUGGAAAGGAAAGAUCGUUGACAACCCCUCUUUAUUCUCUCAUCUGAAUGACUCCACGUUGCUGCCACCCGAAAGUGGAAAGACGGGUGGAAAGAGGGAACAUAUAACUUGUUAUGAUCCUUCCACGGGAUACCACCUCUUGACCCUUCCUCUUCUAUCAGCUUCGGAAGUUUCUGAUCAAGUAAUCAAAGCCCAGUCAGCUCAGAAAGGCUGGGCUAAGACUACGUUUGCUCAACGUAUAUCUUUCUUGAGAAGUUUGAAAGCGUGGGUAUUGAGGGAUAUCGAAGAUAUAGUCCGAGUUGCUUGUAGAGAUACGGGUAAAACAGAGGUCGAUGCUGUAUUUGGAGAAAUACUCACCACGCUUUCUAAACUUGAUUGGCUGAUCAAACAUGGUGAGAAGACUAUUACACCAUCGGCUAGACCUGGAAAUCUCCUGUUAGCUCAUAAAAUCUCCAAGGUACACUAUUCUCCCCUCGGUACAGUCUUAGCUCUAGUAUCAUGGAACUACUCCUUCCACAACUUGACCUCCCCAAUCCUCGCUGCGCUUUUCGCUGGAAAUACAAUAGUAGUGAAAUGCUCCGAACAAGUGGCAUGGAGUAGUCUAUGGUUUAUAGGGGGUAUCAAAGCUUGUCUUAGAGCUUGUGGGCUGGAUGAAGAUGUGGUUCAGCUGGUUGUUUGUCUGCCGGACGUGGCGGAGACGGUGACCAGGAAUAAGUUGAUCAAACAUAUCACCUUCAUCGGGUCAGAACCUGUUGGAAAGAAGGUUGCCUUAGCCGCUGCUGAGAUCAUGGUACCUACUUGCAUCGAGUUAGGAGGCAAGGACUGCGCUUUCAUCUUGCCUGAAACGGACCUAGAUUUCUUCUCGAGCACAUGGAUGAGAGGUGCUUUCCAAUCAGCCGGCCAAAACUGCAUAGGAAUCGAAUUAUUCCUUGUCCAUCGAUCGCAGUACUCUCGAUUCAUCGAAAUUAUGAAACCUCGAGUCAAAGCGCUUCGACCCGGUAUCGACGUAGGAUCACUCAUCUCCCAUGCUCCAAUCAAGAAACUAGAAACUAUCCUUGCUUCAGCUGAGAAGAGUGGAGCGAGGAUCUUGGCGGGUGGAAAAGCAUAUGUACAUCCGACUUACCCACAGGCAUCAUACUUCGAACCUACCUUAGUGGUGGACGUGAAUAUGAAUAUGGCCAUUGCGCAAGAAGAGUUGUUCGCACCUGUGAUGACGGUCGUACCGUAUGAUGAUAUUGACGAAGCUAUCGAAUGGCUGAACAAGAGCAGAUAUGGAUUGGGAGCUGGGGUUUACGGGAAAAAUAAGGGAGAAUGUAGGAGGGCAGCUGAGAGGCUUGAGUGUGGGAUGCUAAUUGAUUGGACUCUACAGGGGGUCUUUUACUUGAAUCAGGCUAUGCCAUUUGGAGGUGUCAAAGCUUCAGGACACGGUAGAUUUGGUGGUGAAGAAGGGCUUAGAUCAUUAUGUUCUGUGAAAUCGAUAACGGAAGAUAGGUUCUUUUCGUACAUCAGAACAAGUAUACCUCCUCCUGUCGACUUCCCGAUACCCGAUCCAAAGAAAGCUUGGGGUUUCUUAGUGGGUUUGGUCAAUUUGGCUUAUGCCAGGACGCUCUGGGGUAGGGCAAAAGGCAUUGAUGGGUUGUUGAAAGGAUUGAUGUAG
Kwoniella mangroviensis CBS 8507 is the source of this 1899-nucleotide messenger RNA. RefSeq lists its product as uncharacterized. NCBI's taxonomy places the organism in Eukaryota, Fungi, Basidiomycota, Tremellomycetes, Tremellales, Cryptococcaceae. Bases 1 to 1899 code for a protein of 632 amino acids. Gene Ontology annotation, molecular function: oxidoreductase activity, acting on the aldehyde or oxo group of donors, NAD or NADP as acceptor. The transcript is spliced from 13 exons. The record is from RefSeq and is a predicted model, not a curated record.